Messenger RNA from Myxocyprinus asiaticus (Chinese sucker), 2575 nucleotides. It is a transcript of the gene fbxo40.2, whose product is annotated as F-box protein 40, tandem duplicate 2. The transcript has 4 exons. Gene Ontology annotation, cellular component: cytoplasm. Lineage: Eukaryota; Metazoa; Chordata; Actinopteri; Cypriniformes; Catostomidae. Gene Ontology annotation, molecular function: zinc ion binding; ubiquitin protein ligase activity; protein binding. The record is from RefSeq and is a predicted model, not a curated record. Bases 98 to 2395 code for a protein of 765 amino acids.
CCUGUCCUCUUCGAUUGACCUCUAUCUUUGGACAGGGCUUUGAUUUUGGUGAGGUUAACGGGGAAAAAAAUUAUAAUAGCGUCCUUUUUAUCUGGUAAUGUUCGUCACUUGUCAGAACUUUCCCACAGCAUCUAGAUGUCAUGCAACUUGCUUCUGUCAGCUGAGGAGACUAUUUUUAUCACGACCCACAAUCCUGUUCUUUAGAAAGGUCUCUUGGAAUGCUCAGCUGUGGUUGUGCAACUUCUUGAGACAUGGUUCAACCUUUAGAAACUACUGUUGCUCACGUACACUGCUUCAGAUAAUAAUGAGACGGUAUAGGAGAACUGGUCCAAAGCUGCACAGGCAUUGUGAUACCUGUUACAGCCGUCACUGCAAAGCCCCCAUAGAGAUUUCUAUGUCAUGCAUGGUCAUCAACUGCCGCUUGCUUUGUGGUGCCACUUUCCACAUGUGCAAAGAGGAUGAACACUCCCUUCUGUGUCCAAAUGAGAAAGUGCCCUGUCUUAAUGCUCAUUAUGGUUGCCCUUUCACCAUGUGUCGCUCUAGGCUGGCCAAACACUUGGAGGUGUGUCCUGCGAGCGUGAUAUGCUGUUCAAUGGAGUGGAACCGCUGGCCUGUCGAGAACCCCGAUGCACCCCUGUAUAUUAACGUCCUGAAAGAAAUCCAUGAGCAGAAAUCACUAGACCUUUCCAUGGCACUGAGAGACCAGAAACAUUUAUGUGCCAGGUUGAAAAUGAGGAGCUGUUUUCCUGAGUUAAUGGAGGAACGAGAAGAGGAACCCAAUCCAACAGAGGAAGAGGGAGCGGUAGGAGGAGAGACCCUGUCUAACAGGAUGCACAAUGGAAAUGAAGGUCCAGUUUUAGUAAAUGGACCUUCUAAAGAUUGUGAGAAAGCACUGAAUAUAGAUGCAGCCUUCAACUGUGCUGUUGACAAGGAAAAGUACAAUUUGUUUGAAAAGAUGUUUAGUAUGGAAAGGGGUGGUUGCAAGCAGGCAGGGGUUGAGGCAUCAAAAAAAGAUAAGAAAGGAGAAACGGCACCAUCUAAAAGUUCCUCUAACCCAGCCAUCACAAAGCAGCAAGGAGCUGCCAUAGAGCCUGAAAGACAACCAGAAGGUGAAAACACAUCCAAUGUAGAUGUAUCUAAAACUGGACUUGCACCUUGGCAGGAUGGUGUCCUGGAGAGACUUGGGCAGCAGGUGAACCCCAGAGAAUUCAACAUGUAUAUUGUGCACCAUGGUCGCAUGCUGAUCUCCUUUGGACAAAUGGAUGCUUGUACGCCCAGAGAAAGAGAUUUCGUCUAUGGGAAUCUGGAGCCGAUACCAGUCCAGACUCUUUGUUCCUUCAAAGUUCCUAUUAGUUACAAACAAAAACGCAUCCAAUUUAAAGAUACCUCCACGAAGGUGAUGACCGAGCACAAGAACGUAGGCACGUCUGAUUUUGGUGAGCCUGAGAAAGAUGGCCAGGAGAUGGAUGAGAUGUUUGCAACCUUACUCUGCUCUGCAGAAGCUGAGAUAAGGGGCCAUAAAAUAAGUGAAACGGUGCCAACAGAUGGACUUUAUGUUGACAUUGCAACACAGACAUAUAACUUUUCCACAACUCCCUUCAAGUAUAAUGCAACCCUGUCUGAAGUUACAGCAGACAGGGAUUUAAAACUUCACGUUCAGCUUGAUACAGAAACCGUUACUCUCAGACACAACAAAACAACCUCUGCAUUCACAUUCCUGUGUGGCCAUUUCUUUCGGCGGGAUGAGUUUGCCUACCAUUUUAAGAAUGUGCAUUCAGAUAUUCAGUCCUGUUUGAGUGGCUGGUUUGAGCAGAGAUGCCCUUUGGCCUACCUCGGUUGCACCUUUAGUCAACGAAGACUCCACCCUGCAACACAAACAGCCACAGUCUUCUAUAACCAAGACCUCAGCAUUUUCACCCUAAGACCUGAAGUUCCUGUAUCUCUAACCAAUGAUUCCCAGACCACCAGUGCACUAAAGACACAUGUGAGAUAUGAAGAUUCUCUUAGUAACCUUCCCUUUGAGGUGCUUUGCCACAUUGCUGGUUACCUGGAUAGUUUCACCCUGUCCCAGCUAGCCUUGGUCUCGCGAUUGUUCAGGAAUAUAUGUGCCACACUUCUUCAGGGAAGGGGAAUGGUGGCCUUUAAAUGGCAGAAAAAGUCAUACUCUCAUGGAGGAGCCAGCUGGAAACCAACAGUAGUCUGGGAGUUCAGUAGCCUUUUUAGUAAAGUAGGUAACUGGUGCAUUGGAGACACACCAUCAAUGGCUGAGCACCUGAAACACUGUCCAUUCUACCAAACUGAACUGAAAACAGAGCCAUUUGCCCUGACCAGUAUGAAUGACAACAAAAAAGAGGAGAGACACAGUUUGGUCACUUUACUUAUGGGACAGAAAUGAUAUAGUGACUGGGACUUUGUCUUCUUAAGUUUUUGUGUGAAUACACAGUGGAACAUUGUGAGAGACAUGUCGUACAGAAACUUUACAUGUGUUUGAUUCUGACUGGACGUUGCCUUUUACCUUUUGUUCUCUCUGUAAAAGUUACAUUAAAUUACACUGACAAUAAAGCUACAUGUGUGC